CAUGGUCUCUUAAGUCAAUGUGAUUUAUACUUGCACAUAAUAUUAUAGCCCACUCUCUACUGUUUCAAUAAUUAUCAUGCUUUAUAUAUCAUCAUACUAACAUACAUAAUUACAAAUUUUACUUUUUUUCUGUGUAAAAGUAUUUCAAAAUCAUGACUGGAGGAAGAGAAAUUCUGCACAAGAUGAAGGAAAAGGCAUGUUUUAUGGCUUCACUGCCAGACUCACCAGAUACAAGAGGCAAGGGCGGAGCAUCAAAGCGGAUCACUCAUGGUUCCCACCUGGUGAAGGGAAAGUCUAAUCACGCGAUGGAAGAUUGUUUAGUUUGUGAGUUUAAGCAAGUCCAUAACAACGAUUUGGGACUAUUCGCAAUCUAUGAUGGACAUAUGGGCCAUGAUGUAGCUAACUACUUGCAGACACAUUUGUUUAACAAUAUUUUGAAAGAGCAUGAUGUUUGGACGGAUACUGUGAAUGCAACUCGUAGAGCUUAUCAUAGUACAGACAAAGACAUUCUGGCAAAAGCAUUCGAAUUGGGAAAAGGAGGGUCAACUGCAGUUACUGCAAUGCUGAUAAAUAGUCAAACACUUAUAGUAGCAAAUGUGGGAGAUUCUCGAGCUGUCAUAUCCAAGAAAGGUGUUGCCGAGCAGCUAUCAGUUGAUCAUGAGCCAAACAGAGAAAGGGAGAUAAUUGAAAGCAAAGGCGGAUUUGUUUCAAACAUUCCAGGUGAUGUACCUCGUGUUGAUGGACAGCUUGCCGUUGCAAGGGCAUUUGGAGACAAGAGCUUGAAGAGACAUCUUAGUUCAGAUCCAGACGUGGCAAUUGAGCUGAUAGAUAACGAUGUAGAUCUCAUUAUUUUGGCAAGCGAUGGUCUGUGGAAGGUAAUGUCCAACCAAGAGGCAGUGGACUGCAUUAAGAACAUGAAAGACGCGAAAGCAGCAGCUAAACAUUUAUCAGAAGUGGCAAUUUCGCGGAAAAGCAAGGAUGAUAUUUCCUGCAUAGUUGUUAAGUUUCAGUGAAAGCAAGUCCCUUUUGCAAGUAAAGAUUUGUUGGCUGUACAAAUUAUUUUUGGGAAUGAAAAAGCACUUUUCUGCUGAAUAGUGUUUUGUUAAGUUGAAAAUAUUUCCAGUGCAUCAAAGAUCAGUGGCAUACAGACUUUUCAUUUUGUUAUAAGAAAUUGUUGUAUAAUGAAUUCAUUGUUGUGUAAUGUAUAUUCAUUUUCUUAGGCAAAUAUGUUACAUUUACUGUAAGCAGAAGUCUGUAUUUGUUCAAGUAAGUACUUAGAAAUACAGAUGCUGAAGAGUUCUGAGCUAA
Solanum pennellii is the source of this 1308-nucleotide messenger RNA. RefSeq names its product probable protein phosphatase 2C 58. The coding region runs from base 153 to 1013 and encodes 286 amino acids. Gene Ontology annotation, cellular component: nucleus; cytosol. NCBI's taxonomy places the organism in Eukaryota, Viridiplantae, Streptophyta, Magnoliopsida, Solanales, Solanaceae. The record is from RefSeq and is a predicted model, not a curated record. Gene Ontology annotation, molecular function: protein serine/threonine phosphatase activity. The transcript has 5 exons. Gene Ontology annotation, biological process: protein dephosphorylation.